GCAAAGGACCUGAGUCAUGUGCCCUGCAAGUUCUUCAAAGUCGGCGGGUGUACUGCCGGUCCCGACUGUCCGUUCUCACACCAGCAGCCCGGGCAGCCAAAAGAUGUUUGUACAUGGUUCGUCAAAGGCCAGUGUAAGUUCGGCCACAAGUGUGCGCUCGCGCACGUCCUCCCA
This is a messenger RNA of Dacryopinax primogenitus, 174 nucleotides long. RefSeq lists its product as uncharacterized. Gene Ontology annotation, molecular function: ubiquitin protein ligase activity; metal ion binding. NCBI's taxonomy places the organism in Eukaryota, Fungi, Basidiomycota, Dacrymycetes, Dacrymycetales, Dacrymycetaceae. The transcript is spliced from 2 exons. Gene Ontology annotation, biological process: protein polyubiquitination. The annotation marks the transcript as partial. The record is from RefSeq and is a predicted model, not a curated record.